CUCCACCUGUGUUUGAACAUGGUGCAGGGUUAGGGUGUGGUGGCUGCUACAAGCUGAAGGACGAUCAGCAAGCUGGAGAUGAAGGACCUCAGCAGAGCAGUGCAGACUUAUCUGCCAAUAGUGUGAACACAUGAAGCUCUACAACAAAAUACAGCAUUUUGAGCCAACUGAUUCAGAAAUCUUACAACCAGUUGUUUGGGAACACAAGUUAACCUAUGGAUGAAACAUACCCACAAACCUUUUUAAAAUGCCUGUAAUCCAACUGUCAAGAUCUUCAAAUCUGCAAACACCAAAGGCCCCAAAAUUGCAGGCUCUAAUAAAAGGUGGAUCCUUAAAUCUGAAAGUCACCAAUCAACCCAUCAUCACCACAGCGUCCACCCACACUAAUGGCUCCGCUAAUACAGCUUCUGGCUUCCUUGAAGACCUGUUGACACACUCUCACUUACCCCGAUGGGCAAUCUACACCAUCUUUGGAAGUUGUAGCCUAGUUGUUCUACUUUGUUGCCUGUGUAUCUGGAUUAAAUGUUGCUGCAAAAGGAAGAAGAGACGGCAAAAGGAUCAACAGAUUCUUUUGAAGGGAUUAAAUGGAAAAACAGCCACUGCACGGGUUCAGCCAGACAUCAGGGGUAUCGGCUAUGGUACAACAGAACAAUAUAGGGGAAAGUUGCUCUACUCUUUGGAGUACAAUGCAUCUUUGUCGGAGCUUACAGUGGGGAUCAAACAAGCUGGCAUUUUAAAGGCAAUGGAUUUGGGAAAGAGCUCUGAUCCAUAUGUAAAAGUCUACAUCCUCCCUGAAAAGUCCAAGGUUUUUGAGACUAAAGUUUUCAAAAACACACUCAACCCUUUCUUCAAUGAGCAGUUCACUUUCAAGCUAUCCAAGUCCUCCCUUCAGAAGUCCACAGUAGUAAUGAAGGUGUUUGACUUUAAUCGCUUCACCAAACAUGGGCUUAUCGGUGAGCUCAGAGUGCAGCUUUGCAGCAUCGACUGGAACCAUGUUAUUGAAGAGUGGCAAGACUUGGCAAAGCCAGCAAAGUUUGAGGAAGAAAGUUUAGGAGAGAUCUGCUUCUCCCUCUGCUAUGUUCCAACAACCAGCAAGCUCAGCGUCGUAAUCCUGGAGGCCAAAGAGCUGAAGAGCAUGGACAUAGGAGGAAGCUCAGAUCCAUAUGUGAAAGUACAGCUGGCUUUGGACAAGAGGAAGUGGCAGAAAAGAAUGACAUCCGUUAAAAAGAAAACACUGAACCCCUAUUUCAACGAGUCUUUUACAUUUGAUGUGUCAUUGGAUCAAAUAGAGAGGGCGAACCUGGUGAUCUCUGUGUGGGACCAUGAUGCCAUUAGCAGGAAUGAUCCCAUGGGAAAGGUUUUCCUCGGCUGCGAUUCCACAGGAAAUCAACUGAGGCACUGGGCUGACAUGCUGUCCAACCCCCGUCGUCCGGUUGCUCAGUGGCACAGCCUGCUGUCAGCUGAGCAGGUUAACUCCACCCUUUCGCUGAAAAACAAAUUCCCAAUCCCCAGCAAAUUUAUAGAAAAUAAACUAAAAAAAGGUCAUUAGAAGAUCAUUUUAUGAUAUAGUUGUGAAGUUAUUCAUUUUCAACUAUAAUAACUUAUGAAUUGUAUUUAGAGAACAAGCUUUCACGGCUAAACGGUGGUGCAGAUUGUAGCGCUGUUUCCCUGUGCAAGAAAGUUCUGGGUUUGAUUCCUGGGUUUGAUUUCUGCAUGGAGUUUGCAUGUUCUCUCUGUGCAUGUGUGAGUUCUCUCUUGGUACUCCGGCUUCCUUCCCCAGUCCAAAAUUGAUUGGCUCCUCUAAAUUGUCCCUAGAUGUGUGACUGGCUACCUGUCCAGGGUGUAUCCCCUGAUGAGGACUAAGCGGGAGAAGAUGGAUUGAUGUUUAGUUAAAUUAACUAUGGGCAAAAAAUGUUUGCAUCACCAGAUUUUGUACUUGUGAAAAUACCCUGGAUUAUAUCUACAAUUAAUUUAACAUACUCCAUAUCAUUUUAACCAGUUUUACACUAUAAAGUUACAAGGACCAAGAUACAACAGCCUGUAUUUUGUUGUGAUUUUAUGUGACAGACCAACAAAAGGGGUUAUGAAGUACAAACAUAAUGCAUGGAUAAGAUUUGUUUGUUUGUAGAUUUUUAACAAUUUAUCCAAAAGGUGCUUAAUGCAUGUGUACAGUGUUCUUUGUAGAACGACUUCUUAAUUUUUUUGGAGUAUAUCUCUACUAGCUUUGCUCAUCUAAAAACAAAAAUCUGGGCUUAUUCUUCUUUGCAAAAUAACUCAAAGUUAUUUUAGUAAGUUAGUAGGGUUGGGAAUGCCUAUGAAUCAUUGCCGGAUUGUAACAGGAUAUUUCUGUAAUUAUUUUCUAACCUCUUGUUUAAACAAUUUUUGUUGCUAGAGCUGCAGUGUAAAGGGACAUUAUUAUCCUGGAGGGUUAACCUUUCACUAAACUUUUAAAUGGUUUGCAGCUCUUAACAGGUUUACACAAGGAUAGCACUGUAUAUAGCCCCAUGCAUAUCUCAUGUA
Molecule: messenger RNA, 2520 nt
Organism: Cyprinodon tularosa
Lineage: Eukaryota; Metazoa; Chordata; Actinopteri; Cyprinodontiformes; Cyprinodontidae
Gene: syt8
Product: synaptotagmin VIII
Exons: 10
Coding region: 248-1549 (433 amino acids)
Biological process (GO): synaptic vesicle endocytosis; regulation of dopamine secretion; cellular response to calcium ion
Cellular component (GO): axon; dense core granule; synaptic vesicle membrane
Molecular function (GO): phosphatidylserine binding; syntaxin binding; clathrin binding
Source: RefSeq, a predicted model, not a curated record